AUGAUUGCUGCCAAGAAUGGUGUGGAAGAAAUGGUGAAGGAAAUUCUGAAAUUAUUUCCCUCGAGGAUUGAAGAUGUAAAUGAGGAUGGAAAGAAUAUAGUUCUACUGGUGAUAGAAUACAGGCAAUCAACUGUAUUCAGGUUUUUAUGUCAACAGAAAUGGCCAACUGAAAGUUUGUUUCGGCAAGUAGAUAAAGACAGAAACAAUGCAUUACAUUUGGCAGCAAGGCUUGGAGUGGAGCCUGAUUGGCUCAAUCAUGGGGAGGCACUCUCCAUGUCAAAGGAAAUCAACUGGUUUGAGUAUGUGAAGGAUUCAAUACCCCGUGGUUUGCUGGAAAAGUACAAUAGGGAAAUGAAGACACCGGAAGACAUUUUCAAAGAGAGUCAUACGGAGCUUAUGAAAACCGAGGGAGAGUGGGUGGCUAAAACCUCACAAGCAUGUUCUGUGGUUUCGACCCUAGUUAUGUCUGUGGCCUUUGCCGCCUGUGACACUGUGCCAGGCGGUUAUGAUAGCAAGGGCUAUGCAAUCCUUAGAAACAAGCCACCAGCAUUCAAAUAUUUUUCAAGCUUCUCAAUUGCGGCCCUGUCCUUCUCCCUCGUGUCUACCAUUUGCUUCUUGUCAACCGUAGUUGCUUCUCCUUCCCAAUCUGUGCACUCUUGGAAACAUGUUCCUAUCAAACUUUACUUUGGCAUGUGCUCCAUGUUUGCCUCCAUUGUUUCUUUAUGGAUCUCUUUCUGUGGUGGCUAUUUCUUCACGCUGGAUGAUGACAGUCAAAAGUCGUCCCAUACUCUUGAACUUUAUAUUGUGAUGUCAUUGCUGAUCAUCAUUUUCGUUGUUUGCCAAAUCCCCACAUUCAUUGGUCCCACAUUGUCUAGCAGUAGCCCUGUUCCUACCUGGAGACUCAAGGCCACUCGUCCCAUUGAGUACCGAAAUUAA
Messenger RNA from Neltuma alba, 936 nucleotides. Its product is annotated as ankyrin repeat-containing protein ITN1-like. The record is from RefSeq and is a predicted model, not a curated record. Lineage: Eukaryota; Viridiplantae; Streptophyta; Magnoliopsida; Fabales; Fabaceae. Gene Ontology annotation, cellular component: membrane. Gene Ontology annotation, molecular function: protein binding. The transcript has 2 exons. The coding region runs from base 1 to 936 and encodes 311 amino acids.